Messenger RNA from Bursaphelenchus xylophilus (pine wood nematode), 1727 nucleotides. The record is from the annotation of a GenBank genome assembly. NCBI's taxonomy places the organism in Eukaryota, Metazoa, Nematoda, Chromadorea, Rhabditida, Aphelenchoididae.
AUGACGGAAGUCAUUAAAGUCCUCGGGUCUUACAAUGGCAGAGACAAGGCGAUGAGGUGAGUAAAUAUUUUCCAAAGAAACCCAUUGUCAAUCGAGUUGCUGUGAAGUUUCUGACAAUGAGGCCAUUUUGCGCGAUGAGUAAAAAAAAGCGUACUAAGCGGAAAAUCUUAUCAGUCUGUCGGGAAAAUAAUGAGUACAAUGUUGUUUCGCCAAUCGUGUCGCUGAAAUGAAAAAAAAAAUUGAUUUUGCUGCGACACAGUUCGUUUUUUCGACAGCGAUGCGAUUUUCGAUUGGACAGAUUGCUCAUUAUUUUCCCGACUGACUGAUAUAAAUAAUACUGAAAAACAUUAGACAAAAAAGUCCAGAAACAGUGAAAUAAUUGGAUUAACACUGCGAAAAACUGUAGCAUUUGGGUCCUUUCGGUUGACCAGCAGCGUUAACUGUAAUUCUCUGUAAUCUAAUUUUGAAAUUGAGCAAUUUUACAAGGCUCCGCAAGCUUUGAAUAGUUAAAUUUAACGGAAAAAGGUGAUUUGCUCCUCAAAUUGACAACAAGUCAGUGGUUCCAACUUCAAGCUAGAAUACGAUACAAGCUUUUUUUUUAAAUCUGUUUUCUCCAAAAAUUUCUCAAAAUUUCAAAAUUUUCGUUUCAGAUCCCUCUGCUUUGGCCUGUUCUUGAUAUCCAACAGAGUCAAAAACCAGGAGUUCGCCAAGAAUCUCAAGUUGCUGGCAGCGCAGAUCAGCAAGGCUCGGCUGGUAUCGCGACAGUUUAGUCAUAUCCCAUUGUUUUACGGGACCAUGAACUUGUGGAAGGUUUUUCGGCAGUCUCCCGACCAAGUGGAGACCGGACUCAGCUUGUUCACCAUGAUCGGAUACUGUCUUUAUGCGGUGUUUGAGUUUGGUAAGUGUUGGAAGCCGUACUGCAUGAAAUACCACAUCAAAAAUUCCCGCAAACUGUAGAUCAUUGUUAAUGUAUUGUAAAAUUAGAAGUUAUCAAUCAGUCGGGAAAAUAAUGAGCUCAGUGUGUCGCUGAAUUGAAAACAACCGGCUUUUCCCUGACACACUUCAUUGUCUCGGCGGCGAUGCGAUUUUUUAUGCGACGGAAUGCUCAUUCCUUUCCCGACAGACUAAAAUCUCUAUAAAAACAAGUGUUUUUUGGGUUUUCCAAAAUGGACAAUGUUGAAAGGCGUUUAAGGAACGUAUUAGCAUUUGUAUAAAGUUUAUGGACAUUUGUCGGGCCUUAUACCGAACUUUCAAGGAACUUGCCUCUUCAGAAAUCUUGGCCUUUUGCCCACAUACAAUUAGUUUUUUAAGAAACGCAAAAAGCAGGAGAGAAAACGGUUUCUAAACAAAAACACCUCACUUGCAAUCUAAUUACAACCCUUUCAGGCUGCUGGCUGAACGACGUAAACCUGAUCGCCAUCAGCCGCGAGAACUGGUACAAAUACGCGAUAUUCAGUUGGGUGUCAGCGUUGGUCGCGUCCAUUAUCCAGAACCUCCGCAAAAUCCUGUUUAUUGAGCCGCUGGAGGACAAACACGGCUUAGUGGACAAGCAGAAGCAAGAGCAACGGACGAUGGACAGGAUUCUCUUGGUUGGCACCGUUUCCGACUUUAUUGCCGGCGUUGGAUUGCUGCCGCAGAACUUCCUGUGGGGAGGGAAACUGACGGAACAGCAGAGCUCAUUCUUCUUCUUUGUGGCGUCGGUGAUCGGCUUGUACAGAUGCUUCUAA